Marasmius oreades (fairy-ring Marasmius) is the source of this 2219-nucleotide messenger RNA. RefSeq lists its product as uncharacterized. Gene Ontology annotation, molecular function: oxidoreductase activity; FAD binding. The record is from RefSeq and is a predicted model, not a curated record. The coding region runs from base 79 to 1632 and encodes 517 amino acids. NCBI's taxonomy places the organism in Eukaryota, Fungi, Basidiomycota, Agaricomycetes, Agaricales, Marasmiaceae. The transcript has 5 exons.
CACGUGCCCAUCCCAACCUCCUCCAGGCCCGCUUCUUCGUAGCUUGGUACGUAACAGCUCCUCCUCAACCCUCCCACCAUGUUGUCCCGCAGCCUUCUGUUUUUGCUGGCAUCUUCAGUUCGCCUCGGGGCGGGUCAAGAUUCUGGAUAUCAACAAGCCUCAGGGGAAGCCUGUUGCGAUGCUCUCCGCAAUGAGCUGCCAUCCUCAGUGGGAGUCUUCGCACGCGGUACUUCCGAAUAUAACGCUCGACAUCAAACCUAUUACUCUCUCCAGCAGCAGGAGCUGUUUCCGACAUGCACAGUCAAGCCGAACACUGCCUCGGACGUUUCUCAAAUAUUGCGGGUUGCGGAGGCUCACAAAUGCCCAUUUGCGGUCGCUUCUGGUGGCCAUAUGUCAUGGAAAGGGUCUUCCAACAUCGACGGAAAUUUCGUUAUCGAUUUGAGGGCCUUGGACCAGAUCGAUAUCUCUCCCCAGGACCAAACGGUCAAGUUGGGGCCUGGUUUACCUUGGAUAAACGUUUACGCUGCCCUGGCUCCAUUCAACAUAUCCACCACUGGAGCUCGAAACAACUUCGUUGGUGUCGGUGGUUUCCUUACAGGAGGCGGUAUAACUUUCGAGUCUAUUACCAAGGGUUUCGGCGCAGACAACGUGUUCCAGUACGAGGUUGUCCUUGCGAACGGAUCCAUAGUCAGUGUGAACAAAGACACGAACGCGGAUCUGUUCUGGGCAUUGAAGCUCGCCGGCACAAAUUUCGGUAUCGUCACCCAGUACGAGAUGACCACAUUCCCGUCACCUGUAAUAUGGGGAGCUGUCAGCGCGUACCCCAUCACCGAUCAAAGCACGUCAGACCUUCUGAGAGCCUUCGAGGCGUACGGACACGAUGACACAAACACCAACACUUUCCAAUCCGUCUCUUUUGCUUCAGUAGGCGGCGUAGACAUGCUUUCAGUCGUUCAGUGCACUCUCGAUGGCGUUCCUCAGGGCCCUCUCACAUCCGUGGAACCCAUUUCUCAUUCGGAGUUGGUGGGCAGCACUCAUGAUGUUAUCAAUCAAGUUAUCCAAGGCGCACUUGCACCCACGGCUCGGACUCAUUGGUAUACCUUCACGACUCGGAUUAAUACUCCGUUUUUCAAGGAUAUGCGUGCAAAAGCGGACGAAAUCUUUACGCCGUUGAACGACCGGGAUGGCCUUACUUGGGCCAUCGGUUUCCAAGCCCUUCAGAAGAGUUUCAUCGCACGAACUGCUGGCUCCCCGGUUUUCAAUGCUUUGACGCAGGCGAACGAUGAUCUUGUCUUUAUCCUUCUCCUUGUCACUUGGGAUGAUCCCGCAGAUGAACUUGUCAUGAGGAAUGCCACCAACGCCCUUGGCGCUUGGGGUGAGGCUGAGGCAGAGAGGCGUGGUGUACUGAGCCAGUUCGUAUACCUGAACUAUGCAAAUGAGGAGCAGCGUAUAUACGAACGUGCGGUUACGAAGGAGGACUUGGAUAGGUUGCGGACGGUGCAAAAGACGUAUGAUCCGUCAGGAACAUUUGUGAAGUUGUGGAAGGGUGGCUAUAAGAUACCGGCGGCGGGCUAUCACGGUGCUGAGACCGACACUGGAGUCGUGGAGGAGCAGGGUCAUGAUGAGCUGUAAGAUAGAUCUACUCUUGUUUUUUGAUGCGAUCGCCUUUAGAACGUUGGUCUUGACUUUUCUAUUUCAUCCAGGCAUGGCGCACGGAGUGACGAGCUAUAGUGUUGUGAUGUUAUCAUCAUAGGACCCCGCUUCUAUUCGGUUUCUUGGAAAUCCUGGAAACGAAUCACAAAAGCCUAGGCAAAAGCCCCUAGGCGUCGAUCACUUAACGGGAGGAUCGAAGAUUGGUUUUUGACCUUUCGAAAUCCUGGCGGGUCUCCUACUGAUGCACCAUGAUGAGGACGCAACUUGAAAUCGCCUACGUAAAUAUCGUGGGAGACCGUCCGACGGAAUCCUUACUUCGCCUCAUUGGCUCAGCCGGGAGCGCUGUUCGCACAACUCGUCCCCGUCCAACACCCACCCUCUCGGACACUCUACAACCCUUAUUCCUAUGCCCUUUGUGGAGAAACUUAACAAUGUGAGUCGCGAAGGCACUGCAGUUCAAUUUCUGUCCCACUAGUAAUACGCACGACUUCAAUAUAUUGACAUUAUCCGUGCCACCACAAGGAAUCCUUCAAAUCGCGGUACUACUUUCUGUUCUGAUAUUUCCG